This is a messenger RNA of Aspergillus calidoustus, 996 nucleotides long. Lineage: Eukaryota; Fungi; Ascomycota; Eurotiomycetes; Eurotiales; Aspergillaceae. The record is from the annotation of a GenBank genome assembly.
AUGGCAAUGCGACCGCUUUUUCCAAUGGCGCUUCGUGCGUCGAGGGGGUGUAUUCCGACACCUCAGCCAUUGGGCCAUGCCAUCACGACACGAGGUUGGCAGGUGCUGCAUACCCAGGGAUCAAGGCAAGUACUAUGCCAAUCGUCGAUAUCCACACUGGCCACCGGAUGCCAGAAGAGGCCAGGAAUCCAGGCCAUAGAUGCCCGGCGACUGGCGUCUAGAUUCAGGCUGCAGCAACGAGGGUCUGCAAAGAAGUCGACCGAUGAGGGCACGCCACAAGGGUCAACACCAGAGAAAAAGAAGUCACCUAUUCUCUCACGGAUCCCAAUCCCAACUCAUGAGAACAUAUACACUGUACCCAACAUUCUUACUUUUUCUCGACUGGUUGCUGCGCCUUUGGUAGGCUACUUUCUGGUGUACGACUAUCAUGCAACUGCGCUAGCUCUGUUUGCCUAUGCAGGCAUAACAGACCUGGUCGACGGAUAUAUCGCACGGCGAUAUAAUCUGCAAACUGUCGUUGGGACAAUCAUCGAUCCAAUGGCCGAUAAGCUCUUGAUGACCAUCAGCGUUGCCUGCCUAGCAGUUAAUGGGUCAAUACCUGUAUGGCUUGCUGUGAUUAUCCUCGGUCGAGAUGUUGGACUGUCCCUCUCUGCGAUUUACUACCGCUGGAUUUCGCUGCCACCGCCAAAGACCAUGGCCCGGUACUGGGAUUUUUCACUCCCCUCUGCAGAGGUCAGACCGACAGGGAUCUCGAAGAUCAACACAGCGCUGCAGCUUCUUCUUGUCGGAAGCGCGAUGGCGCUUCCAGUGCUUCCUGAAACCAUUCUCGAUGCAUGGAGUCUGAGAGAAGCGAUGACUGCAUUCCAAUGCCUUGUCGCAGCAACAACAAUCUGGUCAGGCCUAAGCUACAUCUUCUCAAAAGACGCAGUCAAAAUCCUCUCCAAAGAAGAAGUCCAAAGACGCAUUGCUAGAGCUGCAGGGAAAAAGAACCCCUGA